Messenger RNA from Coregonus sp. 'balchen', 10979 nucleotides. NCBI's taxonomy places the organism in Eukaryota, Metazoa, Chordata, Actinopteri, Salmoniformes, Salmonidae. The record is from the annotation of a GenBank genome assembly.
CGCUCAAACGUCAGUGCGCUUCAAGGAACCGCCGCCUCCACUCGGGUUGAAGAAGUUGAUUCAUGAUUUCUAGGAAGUACAGUAUUACUUCAUUUACUACCUGGAUUAACUCGUAGAAUACCACCAAUUUUCCUGGUCACCCUUCUUGGUGUAACAUUUUGCCUGUCAGAAACUAUGCUGUGGAAACUAGCAGAUAACGUGAAGUACGAGGACGACUGCGAGGUAAAUUCUAACUAUACACAGAGACAAACCGCACGACAUUGGGCCUAAGUUUCAACAAGGCUAGGAUUUAUGAAAAAACUAUUUCAUGAAAAUGUUCUGGCCCUCAUGCGCACCAUCGCAUCUGAAAUUGGUAGCCUAUUUUAUCGAUAUUUUUCGUGCGACAAUAGCUUUUAGGCAGACUACUUGAUAAUAGCUUGACGGAAUGAAAACGACUUUAAUGCAACAUUUUUAAAAUGAUAAAUCAUUUUGAAUAAGACAGAUCAGUGGUCGGUUUAUGCUAUUUUCCGUUGUCACUAUUUGCUUUUAUGGAAUUCAGCUGGUGAAACUUCAAGGCAUUAGGGCACCCAUGUUUGGUUUUCUGGUUUCUUUGCAUUGUCAAUAUGUUUCUAGAUAUGAUACAUUAUUAGAUGUCUAUAGGCUAAUCUCGAUGGGCUUUGACUCUAUCCGCAGCAUCUCCUCGACUAAUGCAUUGUAGACUGACGCCAUGUAGUUUUGAUUUCAGUAAAUAACUUUUAGAUUAAGCUAUAUGGAUUGUAAAGUAAAUUUGUUACAUGAGUUGGAUUAUAAUGAUAGUGGAAAGCUUUUUGAUUUACUUAGGCUUAUUUCUCUGAGCUAGGCCAAAGUCAGGUUAUAGUAAAUAAUUACAAUUACAAAAUUAUUAUUAUUAUUAUAGGCCCACAUGUGUAGUAAAAUAGUCCCCUCCUGACUGUUUUAUGAGAGCCAAUCGUGGUGACAGCAAUAUCUCAACAGUCCACAGAGAUUGCAGAAAGGAGAAAUGCUGUUCGUUCCUUUCCUUUUCAGUUUAACAAAUUAUGCAUUAUUAGGCUACUUUGAAUACUGAAACCAUGUAUUGGUUUGGCUGGGAUGAACAGCGUUUUUCUGAAAAAUAGGUUAACCUCCAGAAAUUGAGUACUGCAAUAAAAUAAAUUGCCUUAUUUUGCCCACUAAAUGUGAGCCUAGGCAUGAAUGUGUAAAACAGUUCACAAUGUAGGCCAUGCUUUCUUAAACAAUGGUGAAAAAUAAAUCUCGAUGUCAGGCCUAGCUGUCAACACAGUUGUUAUUUCCAAUUUUGUCGACGAUUGUUGAUUAACUACGAAUUUGUUUGAUUGACAAGGGGCACAAAAUAUUAUAAUUUAUCUUAAUAUCAUUGUCAACCUUAACGAAGGUCUCUCUGUCCGCAGGAAAGGCACGACGGGAGUAGCAAUGGGAACCCCCGGUUACCUCACCUCCCCGCGGUGAGCCAGCACCUUUAUAGCCCGUCGCCAUCCCUCUCCCACUCGGCCAGCUCAGAAUUCCAACCUCCGUAUUUUCCGCCUCCCUACCAGCCUAUAUCAUACCCCCAGUCCAGUGACCCCUACUCGCACCUCGGCGACCCUUUCAACAUCAACUCCAUACACCAGUCGUCGAACCAGCAGCAAUCAUGGCCGGGGAGACAGGGUCAAGAAGGACUCGGACCUCAUUCUCGAAGCGGACUCGCUAGUCAGAUUCUGGGCCUGGAAGGCGGCUCGUCCGCCUUGAGGAGAGAAGGUUUCCGCCGGCCGGAGCUGCUAUCGCCUCACGCCCAUAGCAUCGAGUCAUCCGUCAUUGGUGAUAAUAUAGGACUACACGAAAUGGGCCAUGGCCUGGACGAUGUUCAAGUGAGUGAUUUCAUUGUGAUUUUGUUGCUGAAUGAAAUUGAACGAAGCAUGACAUCUAAAACAAUGGUUCCACUAAAAAUAAAUAGGCAUGCAACAUUUUAUUAUGGUUUCAUGUAAUGGAUGUAAUGUAAAUGUCAUAUUUCAUAAUAAACCCCCUUGUGUAAGAUUAAGUAAAACAUCACUUAUUUAAAACUUAUUUUUUCAGCAUGUAGAUGAUCACAGUAUUAUAAUGGCAGAUCAGACGGUCAUCAAAAAAGGUGAGUUUAUUUUACUUUCCACAUAGGUACUUUCCUACUGUAUAUUGACAAAUUGAGAAAUGCUUUUACCACUUCAAGACAAUAUUCACUUACUGGUUUGUGAGGUAGACAUGCUUGGUGUAUAAGGCACUGCUUGUGCAGUCAGCCAUUGGUGUGCAACAGGGAACAAGGAUGCAAUAGAGAAACAUUAAGUGCUAUUUCCAUCAACUCCAUCUCUGAGAUUGCUUGUUACUAAGUACAUACCUGGGAAAAUCGACUUCUACAAAUAUUUUGCACAGUGAUGUCCUUUGAUUUCAUUAUAAAAAUUCGGAAUGGGAAAGGCUUUUCGUUGUACUUGUUCGUACAUACAUCGAUAAUCCCCAUAGUCAUGAGGUGCACUUAACUAAGCCUAGUUUGACCCUGUAUGUAUUCUCGUGCUGAGGUCGUUUGAAUAGAGCACCAGAAAAAUAACCUUUUCAAAAUGGCAGGCUAUAGCUGACAAGAUGUAACUGUGAGGACAUUGUGCAAUCCUUGAAAUCCUGCAUUGACGAGAGUGAGUGAGAGAGAGUGAGAGAGAGAGUGAGAGAGAGAGUGAGAGAGAGAGAGAGAGAGAGAGAGAGAGAAGAGAGAGAGAGAGAGAGAGAGAGAGAGAGAGAGAGAGAGAGAGAGAGAGAGAGAGAGAGAGAGCGAGAGCUUUGGAUAGUCUUUAGAGGUCUAAGCUGGUGCAUUCGAGUCUUUUUGAAUUCCAGUUAAAAGCAGUCCAAUGGACUGUAAUUUCUCGAGACUCACUGGUGGGGUGUGGCGUCCUGCUUGCAAUUCAGUAAUUUGUUGGGGCAUGAAAUGUUUUGCGUGAGGAGGAUUCAGAGUAUUAUCUAUUACGCCAUUCCUUCAACAGUCUUUCACUCAGAAGAAGGUCAUGUUGUGCAUUGAUUUGAAAUUCUGCACCACUUUUGUAACUCAAUGAAUUUAUAGAUUUAUGUAGGUAUUGGAUUGAUCAUAUUAGUAGUAUAUGUAUUAUAGAUGUUGUAAGGUUUGUUAAAACAACAUCACUGUAGACAUAUAGGUUAAAGAACUGUAAUGAUAGAUAACAUUGUUGUGGAAUGGUGGGUGACUACAGAUAGUAGUGUGAAUGACAUGUCCUUAGCAACAUUGGCAAGAAUGGUAAAGAGUAGUUGAUGUUGUCUUUUCUGUAGUAAAGCCUACAUGUAUAAUGCUAAACUGCGCAACACGAUGAAGCAUGUGAACAAAUGUAUAGUUAACAUGAUAUAGAAUAGCCUAAUGUGCAUGCUCAAGUACCUAUUUAUGUUUUUAGCCAAAAGAUUUUGAUGGCCAUUUAGGCAGUAGAAGGUUUGAAUAUUAUAUUUAAUCCAGCUAUAACCAUUUGUGUUAAAGCUACCUAAAUGCUCCUAAUGCCUCGUUUUGCAUACAUAUUUUUCUCAAUUGCAGGCAUUUUGGAUUUCAGACACUCAUAACAUUGGUGGACAUUGUUGAUUUUCAGAUUGGAAUCAAUACGAUAAUCUGAUCAAACAUACAGUAUUAAGGAGGUAGCAAGUUGUACGAUAAACAAAUAGUUGUCGUUAAAAUGUGCGAUGGCUGACUUUAUUGGUCUUACCCUCAAUGGCAGACUGUGGGUAGCCUACAGCCUACUGUACAUUCUAAACGGUGACAGCAAAACUUCCCUCGUAGCCAUUUAGCCAAUAGAUGAGCUCUAAAUCAUAAUUUUGCCCCCCUUUUGUGAUUCUUCUCUCAGUACUAGGACUACGAGGGGGCAGGAACUUUGAUCACUUACAGAGGACUUAUUAUGAGGGGGGCAUUCUUGCUGGUGAGGACGAAGGUAUAUGUAGUGUACGUCUAUGUUUGUCUGGGUGUGACUUGUUUGGUUUGACCCUUGAACUUUUGACCCAAAAUGGCCACCCAGUUUGCCAGUUGGGCAAGUCUUUAAUUAGGUUAUUUUUAGUCACUCAAUUAGAAGUAGCUACAGACCUUUGAACGUUUAAUCCAAAAUGGCCGUCCAAUUUGGGCCCUGUUUCUUCAGAUAGGCAAGGCAGGGAUAAGGGAUUAAUUGGGAAGAUUGCAAUUGCAUACUCCUCACGUCCUCUCUCCUUGUCUCCUUCUCAAAACCCAUUGGAGGAGAAGGUCAGAGGGGAGGGACCUCUGGCUUUCUCAUCCAAUGGGUUUUGAGAAGGAGAUGAGGAGAGAGGAGAGAGGACGCGAGGAGUAAGCAAUUGAGAUCUUCCCUCUGUGAAGAAGCAUGGAGCAGUUGUGGAUGUGUGCGGAUGUCAUGUCAGUGGGUGGUAGGAAUGAGGGGACUUUUAGCUGUGACACCGCAGAUAUUAUUUUUAGUGUACAUUUUGGCUUCCACAAAGGAAACAUGUUUGUUGUUUACGUGUAACAGUUCAGUCACCCAGAUUUUUUACAAAUCAUUAUGAUGGUGUUAAAUGUCACAGUUUAUUAUAAGGAAAAUCAUGUUAAAGUUGGAAUCCAAGCUGCAGUGUUUGGAGGUUACAAAAAGUGUGAAUGACAUUUACAACUGUCAGCAAACGCAGCCAGCCUUGAUGACUCAAAACCAGAAUUUGUCAAAGAAACAGUGUCUUCUCCCGGAACAUUUUUACAAUGUAGCACAACCUCCAGAAAGUCCAAUAAUGUUGUAUAAUGUCCGUCUGUCCUCCCUUUAAACAAAAAUUCCCAAUGGGACAAUACAAAUACAUUUACCUUGAUACUCCAACUUUUACUCUUACUUUUACUAAUCCUACCAUUUCUCUUCACAUCUAUAUUAACCUACACCCAUACGAACCUCUCCUCUCUCUCCACCCCUUUCCCAGGCCCCAUGUCUCUCCCCAAGGGCAACUCAUUGGGCCUGCCCUUCCAGAAGGAGUCCCUGCUAGGCAUGGUGUCCAACCCCACCGAGGUGUUCUGCUCGGUGCCCGGACGACUCUCGCUUCUCAGCUCCACCUCCAAGUACAAGGUGACAGUGGCAGAGGUGCAGCGGCGUCUGUCCCCUCCCGAAUGCCUCAACGCCUCCCUGCUGGGGGGAGUCCUGCGCAGGUCAGUAUCCACACAACGUGAAUCCAUUAUGAGAUGGUUCUAAGACAUUAUAAGGGGUGUGAAACAUGUAUUGCAAAGCAUUUUAACAUCAUCAUAAUACGCUAUACCUGUCGGCUUUAAGUUUAGUUUUCGCCUGAACAUUUAAAUAAACAAAUGCAUCAUAACUGCAUCGUAAUGUAUUAUACCGGCAGGUGUUACUGUUUUUUAUUGGGUGCAAUUGUGAACAAUGGCCAACAUCUAGUUCGUUAAAAUUUGGUUCACAGCAGCUCAAAGGAUCAGUGAUUGUGGUACAGCUGAUGUGAUGUGGUGUAGUUAGGAGAUCACGGUGAGAUGUGCAUACAAUAUAUGUCUCAGUUUAGUCUGAUAUUGCUGCUGUUUUACAGCUAUUGUUAGUGAGCUACUUCCGGUUGCUGGACACUAAGCUAGUAAAAGAUUGUAGGUCUAUACUCAGUUGUACACUCUUAGAAAAAAAGGUGCUAUCUAGAACCUAAAAGGGUUCUUCGGCUGCCCCUUGAAGAACCCUUGUUCGUUCCAGGAAGAACACUUUUGGUUCCAAGUAGAACUGUUUUGAUUCUACUUGGAACCUAAAACGGUUUUACCUGGAACCAAAAAGGGUCCUCCAAUGGGGACAGCCGAAUAACCCUUUUGGAACCUUUUUUAAUAAGAGUGCAGGUCUAUACUGUGAAAGUUCAUACCUGGUUCAUGGACAGACAUUAGUUUAGGAACAUUUAGCAAAGUGUUUCUCUAAAAGCAGCUUUGGCUUUGUUGCUGUUCCUCUUCAGUGUUUGUGUGGAUGCACCGUGACUACCUUUGUGUGUGCUCUGCAAUUCCGGGUUCUUCGCUUUGGGGAUAUGUUACAUCAGAGUAGCUAGCACCAGUAUGUUAGAGUGUGUUUGUGUGUGUGUGUGUGUAUCUAUGAGUUCAGGGGGGGGCUACAGGGCUGUUUUAAUUGCUGCUGAGCAGUUGACCUUCUGACCCAUAUGUCAGCAGGCAGUCUGUUGAGGGACUAGGGGGUUCGCCCCUGACCAGGGCUCCUGCCUAUUUUUGCUGGGAAUGCAAGUUUUUUACUUCCCCUGUGCCCCGGCUAGUGCCACACGCAUGAAUGCCGCUUACACACGCACACACACACACACACGCACACACACACACACACGCAUACACACACACACACACACGCACAGACACACACACACACACACACACACACACACACACACACACACACACACACACACACACACAUAAACACAAUCUGAGGCACUGUUAAGUAGGUCAUGAAGCGAUAGGAGGGGGUGUGGAGGGAGGGAGGCAGUCACACACGCCUCCCCAAAGACGCUGUCUCUCUCACCCGCCACGGAGGGAGCGAAGCCUGCCACUCAGUCAUGCGGAAAACUGAAUUGGCUACAGCGAGUGGAGAAUGUUAGUGUUUGUGUGUGUGUUUAAGUGAGUGAGUGAGUGUGUGUGAUUUCCCUGCUAUGUUCUUAGGGCGGGAGAAGCAUCAUUUGUGUCAUUGUGUAUUUUCUUUUUAGGUUAGGAUGGGUAUCAAGGCUCUUUUUCAUUUGAUUUUAUUGGUUUUCAAAAAUGUAAGAUGAGCCUUUUGCUGCUAGGUUUUCUCAAAGUGGUAGGAAGUCUGAAGUUACGGUGACAGUAGCCCUUACAACAUCACUUAUUGAUGCUUACUCUUCGCUUCAUAGAAAAACCAUUCCAUCACAAAUAGCCUAUAGAAUAUGCUAUAUUCUUUAGUUAGAGGGACCGUUUUGAAUUCAGACACCACAAUUUCUUCACUAUAAAUUACCCCAUUGUGGCCUUGUUUAUAUGAAAGGGGACAUUUGUCAAGUAACGAUGAUGACACUAACUAUCUUUGCCCUUAUUUCUCCUACAGAGCCAAGUCUAAAAAUGGUGGCCGGUCAUUGAGAGAGAAGCUGGACAAGAUUGGGCUCAAUCUGCCCGCUGGAAGGAGGAAGGCUGCUAAUGUCACCCUGCUAACUGCACUGGUAGAAGGUACGCUGCCCAAUGUUUCCCUCUUCAUAUAUAAAACUGUGGUCAAUGAACCUCAACAUAUAUGACAUCAUAGAAAUACAAUGCUUAGAACUCGUCUCCAUCUUUACUCCUUGAACAAGUUGGCUCGUCCAAAAUGGAGAGCCAAUUGAAUUCAUUGUUGCACAUAUAAUACACAGAGAUGUGAUAAGCAACAUUUGGAUUGAUCUUUGUAGAUUUGGAUGAUCUUUGUAGUCAUCCUGGCCCAUCAAAGAUGGUUGUUUUCUUUACACCACUUCCACUGGUGUUGUACCAUCUAUUCAUUAUAUUUAUAUGGUGAACCUAAACUCUGCGAUCUGUUACUGUGACAUGAUUAUCUAUAUUAUUAUUAUAUUUCCUGUAUAAAACUUACUGUAACUUGGCUUCAAAAGUAGCUGUGGCUGGUCUUUGUCUUGUAAUUUCCUCAUUUUGACCUAGCUGAUGUUUGAUUUUGUCUUUCACUACAUUUCUCUGCCUUUGACAAUCAAGGAAGCUUUGACGUUAUCCACCCUGACUGUCAUGGUGACAUUUUAAGGUUAGCAAGCAGCAGGCCAAGACCUGUAGAGCAAGAGAAUAACCCUGAAACACAACUUCAUGGAGUCCAACCCUGUCUAUUAAGUCUGUAACAUUAUCUAAUACGGCACAUGCGACCAAAGGACAAAGAAACGUGUAGCUUGUAACCUUCCUGUCUUUCAAAUCACACAUAAACUCUUCAAAGAUGUAAAAUACCCAUCUCCUGAAAUAAUUUUCAGGGCAAAAUAUUUCAUUAAGAUUUUUCUUGUUUCAAUUAUUGUUUUUAGGCAGGAUAGUCACCUCUGUCUACUUUUUCAUUAAAUCUGGUCUUUGACGCUUUCGUUAGUCAUACCUCGGCUAGACAAUGUCUAAGCAAUGACGCAUAGCUGUGCGCCUAGCCAUCCGAAGCUACGUGUCAUUUCGUUUCUGGUUCGGUGCAGGAGAAUGACUCGGGGCCAGUAUUAUUUAGAGACCUUCAAAGUCUGAAUUAUGGCUUGUUAUAACGUGUUUGACUUGCCAGGGGGGUCAACUGACCUUAAAGCCUAGUGUUUCUGCAUAGCUACAUUCCCCAAGUGAUGUGUGUGUCUAUCAAUAAGUGGCUCUGUUUGGUGCUACAGGCCGUCCAGGUGCAGUUAGCCACAUACGCCCAUUAAAGACCAUGCAGGAAGUCCCCCCUGAAGAUGGGAUAUAUUCAUCUCAGUGGCACAGCUUCCCCCGAGCCAAGAGACUGAGCGCAACUGAUUAUUUACGUUGCACCACUUCAAUGUUCCCCUUUUUACAUAUAGUGCCCCCUGUGGGAUGUGGUAUGUCAGCAAGACCACAUUCGCAUUUGUCUCUUAGAUAAGAGUUUUGUGUGUUUUUGUGUGUGUGUUUGUUUGUGUGUUUUAUGUGUGUGCAACACUUGUGUGUUUGUUGAGUUUUCAAACUGUGUCUUUGUCUUUAUAGGUGAAGCCCUUCACUUGGCAAGGGAUUUUGGCUACGUGUGCGAGGCAGAGUUUCCGGCAAAGGCCAUCGCUGAUUACCUGUGUCGACCACAUGUGGAACGCAAUGAGGUCAACUCCCGCAAGAACAUGCUCCUUGCUGCCAAGUGAGUCUCUCUCUCUCGUUCUCUCCUCCAAAUGAAGGGAUGUAAUUUACAUAAAAGCCCUGCGGGUUUUGAACGUACGUGAAGGUUUGGACUCGGUUAACAUGUUUUCAAGUAGUUUUCAAUCUGCUAUUGAUUAAUAAAACAUAUUGAUGUCUUGGCUACUUUUAAGACCUCCCAAUUUCAUAGUGUCUACAAGAAACAGUGUACGCCUAUAAGUGGAUCAUUGUCACCUAGACAUAAAUCCAAUAGUCCAUGUCUGGGUCAUGUACAUUUCAUUACCUUUAUCUAAUUCCUGUCAUCUUUUGUUAAAUUUUUUUGGUGUUGGGGGCGGGGGGGAGGGGGAGGAGUGGAUCAGCUUUAAUAUUGCAGAUAGAUUGCAGCUUCUAUCAAUGUAAUUGUCUCCAUCAUUUCCAAUCCCCCACAUGUAUUCUUUUGUAAAUAUAUAUAUUAUUUUAAAUAUAUAUAUAUUUUAAAAUAUAUUUUCCUUCUUUAUUAUUUUCCCCUAACCCUACCACCCUUCCCCUAAUUGGAGUAAACAAAUGGACAACAAUACUUAGGCUUCCACUUCCAUACUACAUACAUUUCACAGACAGUAUAUUUUACAUUCGUUUUCUUUUGUUUGUUUUUAGUCCCAGCCUUCAGCUACCCUCAACCCCGCCCAUAUAUCUGAAGACCAUCCAGUUUUGAUUUCUAGCUGCCAUAUAUUUUUCUGCUGUGAUGUUUCACAAAAGUUCUGAACCUUUCUAUUCUCAUCAUUUCUACAGGAUUGUAAAUUAUUAUUAAAUUAUAUUAUUGAUCGAUUGACUAUGACUUUUCAAAUCACCCAGCAGUUCUAUUUGCAGAGUUAGCUUCAAGUAAAUGUUGCAAUAUUUCUGCCAUUCCUGAACCUGUGACCAAAAACAAGCUACAUAUGGGCAGUACCAAAAAAGUGAUCUAAUGAUUCUGUCUCUUCGAAGCAAAAUAUGCAGAGCUGGGAUGGUUGUAUUCCCCAUAUAUAUAACUUUCUAUUGGUUGCAAGAAUUUUGUAUAAUAAUUUAAAUUGAAAAACUAAGUUUUGAAUCGGCGUCGUUUUGUGUAUCAGUUCAUAGACCAUGUGACAUGGAAUCGGUACAUCAAAAAUCUCCUCCCAACUAUUUUGCAACCUGUACGUUUUUUGGUUCUUAAAUGAAACUGGUAUACUUCUUUAUUUAUCACAAUUUUCUUUAGCCAAUUUUGGUCUUUAAAGCAAGACCGACAGACAAGUUCCUCACCUUAUACCUUCAACAUAAAUCCAAUACUCUAUGUCUUGGUCAUGUACAUUUCGUUAACCUUUAUCUAAUUUUUAUUUUUGACAGGCAAAUCUGUAAGGAGUUCACCGACCUGCUGACUCAGGACCGCUCGCCUCUGGGGAACUCGCGACCGGCGCCCAUCCUGGAUCAGGGAAUCCAGAGCUGCCUGACCCACUUCAGCCUCAUCACCCACGGAUUCGGCUCACCCGCCAUCUGCGCCGCCAUGACCUCCCUCCAGAACUACCUGAACGAGGCCCUCAAACAGGUGGACAAAAUGUACCUGAGCUCUGGCAGCGACACGCAGGGCUCCUCCGACAACGGUAGCAAAGCCUCCGACAAAAUGGAGAAGCACAGGAAAUGAGGAAAUGCUCUCCCGUUGGACUGUAUAGCCCCCCUUUCCCCUUUGGACUACUUUGACAUCCUAUUUAGUAGCGAAAUUGGUCGAUAUGAUUCCGAUUCUAGAUCGUUUGGGUUUUCGCACAGUUGAAUUUACAAUUUCCCCUAUUAUGGCCUGUGCUCUUUUACGAGUAGAGUUUUUCAAAAGACUUGUCCUUUCUUUUGCCCUGUUACUACCAUUGGCUGGUUUCAAUGCGAGAUCGACCUACCUUGGUGCCUACUGUAAUAGUAGGUGCUUAAGCUGCUUACAGCCAAAGGGCCUGGACUCUGUUGACAUGGGGAAAGGAACAGAAAACAGACUUUGUUGUUUCCCUAUAGGACAUAAUUUCAAGAUGGGUCGCUGUGGCUGUAAAUUCUUUUCAGCUUUUUUUCCCUCCUCUUCUGUCUGGAGACAAAUCCUCUGAUUUCCUGUGUCUCUUCCGCGGUGCUCAGUUCCCAUUGGACUUACCAAAGGACACUUUUUUUUACUGGAGAUAAGAAAAUCCACUUCAUUCUUGUUUUCUUUGUUGCUUAAAUUUUCAUAACGACUUCAAUGGGUACAGUGUUAUUGUGCUUUGUU